GAGGAGCACCGUUGCGCUGCGUCCUGGCUCUGCCUCUUGCUUGGCUUUUCGUGGGGGGGGAAAAGGAGCCGCAGCUUCUGGGCAUGGUUUGAGGAAUUGGGGGGCCCGGCGGAGCCCCGGAGCAGCGGCGCCGGCCACAAACUUCGGAGGCCCCCCUCCCAUGCUGGUAUUAGCGGUGGCUACCCUACAGAAGGAUGACCAUGAUGGGAGAUGCAAGUGAGAUGCUGGCUGCAGCUUUGGAACAGAUGGACGGCAUUAUUGCAGGGUCCAAAGCUCUGGAAUACUCCAAUGGCUUGUUUGAUUGCCAGUCCCCAACUUCUCCGUUCAUGGGAAGUUUGCGUGUGCUGCACCUGGUGGAAGACCUCCGGGGUUUGUUGGAGAUGAUGGAAAUAGACGAGAAAGAAGGGCUGAGGUGCCAGGUCCCCGAUUCAACAGCCGAGAUUUUGAUGGAAUGGCUGCAAAACCAAAUGAUUAAUGGACAUCUGUCUGCCAACGGAGACGUCUACCAGGAACGGCUGACCCGGCUGGAGAGCGAUAAAGAAUCUCUUGUCCUGCAAGUGAGCGUCCUCACUGACCAAGUGGAUGCUCAGGGAGAGAAGAUCAGGGAUCUGGAGUUGUGCUUGGAAGAAAACAGAGAGAAGCUGAAUUCAACGGAAGAAAUGUUACAGCAGGAGCUCCUAAGCAGAACAUCUCUUGAAACUCAGAAGUUGGAUCUCAUGGCCGAGGUCUCCAACCUGAAGCUGAAGCUGACGGCGGUGGAAAAGGACAGGAUGGAUUACGAAGACAGGUUCGGAGAUGCAGAUGAUUUGAUGCAGGAAGUUAAUGAUUUGCGGUUAAAAGUAGGAGAAAUGGACAGGGAAAGACUACAGUAUGAGAAAAAGCUUAAGUCUACCAAAGAAGAACUAUUGUCUUUAAAAGAGAAAUUAGAACAGAAGGAAUCGGAGAUAAAACGACUGCAUGAGAAACUGGUCCUUCAAGUGAAAGAAGAUAUUGACAUAAAUGACAAAGAUGACAAUUGUAAAAAGAAGCUGAAAGACAAAAAUGUUGAGGUUCAAAAGAUGAAGACGGCCGUAGAAUCUCUACUGGCAGCAAAUGAAGAAAAGGAUCGGAAGAUUGAGGAGCUUCGCCAGUCCCUAAAUCGCUACAAGAAGGUGCAGGAUAUGGUCAUUUUGGCUCAAGGGAAGAAAGGCAAGGAUGAUGAAAGUGAGGAAUCUGGGAGUCCAGCAUCGGUUUCCUCCAUUUUGUUAGAACCGCAGAAUCUAAGCGAAGCUGAGAAAAGUCCCUCUUCUACUCCGCUUUCAAGUUCUCCAAACCAUGAAGCCUUGCGGACAACAGAUUCCGAAGAGAAUUCCAUCCAGCUCCACACCAGCGUCUUGCAAGUUUCCAUUCCUUCUUUUUCGCAGUCGUUCAGACGUUCAGAAGAACAGACCGAAAGAGGAAACGUCCCAUCCAAAACGGAAAGUGAAAGUGAAAGCAGCGAGAAACAGGCGAAUUCCAUCCAGCUCCACACCAGCGUCUUGCAAGUUUCCAUUCCUUCUUUUUCGCAGUCGUUCAGACGUUCAGAAGAACAGACCGAAAGAGGAAACGUCCCAUCCAAAACGGAAAGUGAAAGUGAAAGCAGCGAGAAACAGGCGGUGGUUUCCAUAGAAACCCAGCUAAGUGAUACAAAAAUCAUGAAGCAUCUCCAAGCAAGCUGCAUAGCUCCGGGGAUUUAUCGAAUUUUUUCAGCUCUACAAAAAUCUAGCAGUCUUGGAAACUUGAAGAAAGACGCCUCAGAGGAUAAAGAGUCCAGAGACAAGCUAGAAGAGAAUAAAUCGCCGGUGGAGAAUAGCAAAUAUGUAACCCUUCCUUGCAAGUCCCCCGGCGAUGAAGAUGCUUUCGGAUCUCGCAAAGCCAGGUCGUCCUUCGGCCGAGGUUUUUUCAAGAUCAAAAGUAACAAAAGGACAGCAAGCGCACCUAACUUGGACCGCAGUCGAAGUGCCAGCGCGCCCAUCUUAGCAGAGACUGAGAAAGAAUCCCCCGAUCACUUAGAUCUGGCUGGCUUUCCUCCUCCAUCCAAAGGUGCGGAAGGCGGACCGCUUACUCCACCUUCUCCUGACUCCAAGAAGAAAGCGAGAGGAAUCAAGAAAUUGUUUGGCAGACUAAGGAGAAGCCAGUCCACCACGUUUAAUCCUGAUGAUAUGACGGAAACCGAGUUCAAAAGAGGAGGAACGAGAGCGACGGCUGGUCCAAGGCUAGGCUGGUCAAGAGACCUUGGGCAAUCUAAUAACGAUCUGGACAUGCCGUUUGCUAAGUGGAGGAAAGAGCAAGUCUGCAGCUGGCUUCAGGACCAGGGCCUGGGUUUUUACAUCGGAAAUGGAAAACACUGGAUACUCUCCGGCCAGACGCUCUUGCAAGCAUCCCAGAGCGAUUUAGAAAAGGAACUUGGAAUAAAACAUCCGCUACAUCGGAAAAAGCUACAACUUGCGCUUCAAGCUUUGGGAUCUGAAGAAGAAAACAAUUAUGGGAAGUUGGACUACAAUUGGGUUACAAGAUGGCUGGACGACAUUGGACUGCCCCAGUAUAAGACACAAUUCGAUGAAGGGAAAGUGGACGGCCGAAUGCUUCACUACAUGACCAUCGACGACUUGUUGUCUUUGAAAGUUCUGAGUGUCCUUCACCAUCUCAGCAUCAAGCGAGCCAUUCAGGUCCUCCGAAUGAACAACUUUGAACCCAACUGUCUGCGCAGGAGACCGUCGGAUGAGAAUAACAUCACCCCAUCAGAAGUUUCUCAAUGGACCAAUCACCGAGUAAUGGAAUGGUUGCGUUCUGUUGACCUGGCCGAAUAUGCUCCUAAUUUAAGAGGAAGCGGAGUUCAUGGGGGUUUAAUGGUUCUGGAACCUCGUUUUAACGUAGAGACCUUGGCGCAGCUGCUUAACAUCCCACCAAACAAGACACUGCUGAGACGGCACUUGGCCACCCAUUUCAAUUUGCUGGUUGGAAGCGAAGCUCAACAGGAAAAACGUGAAGCCAUGGAAGCUCCUGAUUACGUCCUUCUCACAGCUACCGCCAAAGUGAAGCCAAAGAAACUCGCCUUCAGUAACUUUGGGAAUUUGAGGAAGAAGAAGCAAGACGAUGGAGGAGAAGAAUAUGUGUGCCCUAUGGAUUUGGGUCAAGUAGCAGGAACCGGAUCCAAGAAAGGGUUUAAACCGGGAUUAGAGAACAGAGUUUACGACGAUGAUGACCUGGACAGAUUGGAACAGAUGGAAGAUUCCGAAGGGACCGUGAGGCAGAUUGGAGCGUUUUCUGAAGGCAUCAACAACUUGACCCACAUGUUGAAGGAGGACGACAUGUUCAGGGACUUGGCCACCCGUUCCCCCAGUGCCAGCAUCACCGACGAGGACUCGAAUGUGUGACCGGGGCAGCUGGGGAACCUAUCUGGAGCCCUGCCGCUGUCUUGUACGUGAUGGACACAGCACCUCGUGCGAAGUCAUUUUUUUGCUUCCGGUUCGCAAGAACUGAUGGCGGAGAGGGGAAUGAUCGUAAGAAGUCUUACCAUCCAAGUUCUGGUAAAUUGAUGAGAUGGGAAGAAAGGACCCACCCAACCCGUUUCCCUCCCCCACCUCCGGCGUCAUAGCAAUUUGUGCCAUUCUUCUAAAUAAGACUCGACAGCAUAAUGUUUUAGUGUGUACAAUGUGCCAUAAUGUACCCUUGUAAUUUUCUUUUUUACUCCAGUAAUGCAAAAAAAAAAGGGGGGGGGAGAGGGGGGAGGAAAAUAACCCUCUGCAGACCUCUGACAUUAGCAUCCGUGGCCAAGAUAAAAAAUAAUAACAAUUUUCCUCUUCUUUGAAUUGGCCACGUGUUGAAAACCUUGUGUGAUUUUUUUUUUUUUUUAAAAAUGCCCGUUUUUAUGAAAAAAAAAUGUAUUGAGUACAUAAUAGGCCAGACGUUUUAUACUUAUGAUGUGUUUUCAAAGCCUAAAAACCCAGCUGGAUCCUGGAGAAACCAAUUCCAACCCUUCCAAAUUGUUUGCACGGAACUCCCAAUUCCUUUCCUUUCUUUCUCUCCCUCCUUCCUUCUUGCAAGAGGGAUACAUGCUCCCUGACACGGAGAACAAAAUCCCUCGACAAUUUCUCUGACCCUGCAGUUGUUGAAAACGGGCCCCCGUUUCCUUUUAUAAAAUAACAAGUUUUUUUUUUAUAACGUUUUAAAGUUUAGGGGUUGCAACGGAAAAUCUGGAAGCCAAGGCACGCCAGAUUUAUUUUUUCUUUCCUGGAUUGCAAAUAUUACUUUUUUUUUUUUUACCUUUUAACGAUGAGGAAUUUUAGCCAACCCACGCUAUUUUACAGUAUUAAAUUCAAAUACGAAAUCUUGCCUUUGAACCAGUGGUAGGUUCUCCUUACCUUUACUACCAGUUUGCAUCGUGCCCGUGUGCUUCUGCGCAUGCGCAGAUCGCUUUGGAUGACGUUCGGGUCAGUGGGCGGAGCCUCCCGCCGAUUUUACCACCGGUUCUAUAGAACCGGUGUGAACCGGGGGCAACCCACCACUGUUUUGAACGACCCGUUUACAAUAACCUAUUGAAUGUUUAUACAUGUUAAAGAUAAAGCAUGGUUUUUUUACUUUUUUUUUUUUAAAUGCUCAGACUUUACUCAGUAACAGUAACAGUGAGUUGGAAGGGACCUUAGAGGUCAUCUGUACUAGAGAUUUGAACCACCGAACUGCCGACUUUUCUGAUCGACAAUUCGGAUUGAAAAACUUAGCCAGCCCCCCUCCUUCUCUCCCUCUCUUUUCCUGUUCCAAUAUCACUUUCGAAUGUUUUAGUUUUAAUUCCCCCUUUUUUCUGCCUGAAGCGAUGGGGGAUGCAAAAAUUUGGAAUUUACUGUCUGGAUUAUCGGCCGGUGCUGUAGAGAUAGUGUGGACCUCAACAUUGGAAUUGCUGAUCCAAAGAUAUAUAUUUUUUGCAAGAAUCGCUAGAUAGGUUUUAGUCAGAAAUAUAGUACUGAGAUUAGCGGUUAUCGGUGGAUCCCUUCCAUUGAAUCUCAUCGGUUCUUGGGAUUGUAGCAUUUUAGAUUGGAUAAAGACUUUCAACUUUCAUCUUAUCACAUCUUGUUUCCUGAAAGGUUAAUUUUUUGACAGUUAGUUGCCUUGACUCUCCUGCUUCAGAUGAGCUUCAGUUUCAUUUGGAGAGAUGUCACAUUGGGUGGAAAUCAAAUUCUUUGCCAAUUGGUGCUAAUCUAAGAAUUCCUGCUACAUUUAUUUAGAGUUGGAGCCAUGAUUAAAAAUUCAUGGUGCUGUUGCUCUAUAAAAUUAUCGGUUUUUGCCUUUUUAAAGUCUCGAAAAGCUUCCUCAGUACAGCAAGGAUUCUUUUAAUAAUUUUCGAAAUUGAUUCACAACCGUUUUGUUUCUCAGCUUGUUCCGACGAAAGGCAGGCAACAUUUGUAAAUAAAGGUAGUUUAUGAAUUGAGGAGUUCACUUCUUUAGUUAAAAGCAAAACACUUCCCCUACCAGCAGCCCAUUCAGGUUCCUUGGUAAAAUUCGACUAAUACAAAAUUGUAUCUUCUGCUGUCUUAAAAACAGAUUUUGCACUAUUUGGAUAAAAUAUACCCAGAAAAAUCAAGCUCAGAUGCAAAAAUCACGUUAAUCCAAAGAAUCAAAUCGCAAUGCAACCAUUUUUUUAAAAAAAAAAGCUGUUAUGCAUUAUGAAGAGAAUCGGAUAUAUUAAUUUUUACUUAUGAUGAAUAUGGCUGUCUCUUUUUUUUUUCUGGUUAGGAAAAUAGCUAUUAUUAUUAUUAUUACUACGGGUCUGGGGAGAGUAAUAUAAGGCUCUUAAUUAAGCCAAGGGGUUUAUAUAAAUGCACACAAAAUGAAAUAUCGUUAUGGUAUUUUGUUGGGAUGUUUUGUGUACAACGAGGUCAGUGGAAAUAUAUGUAUUGCUGUGUUUAAAGAAAUAAAAAACCUACUGAGAAAUAAAA
This is a messenger RNA of Ahaetulla prasina, 5951 nucleotides long. It is a transcript of the gene PPFIBP1, whose product is annotated as PPFIA binding protein 1. Gene Ontology annotation, molecular function: protein binding. The transcript has 32 exons. Bases 195 to 3395 code for a protein of 1066 amino acids. Gene Ontology annotation, biological process: neuromuscular junction development. The record is from RefSeq and is a predicted model, not a curated record. NCBI's taxonomy places the organism in Eukaryota, Metazoa, Chordata, Lepidosauria, Squamata, Colubridae. Gene Ontology annotation, cellular component: presynaptic active zone.